UCUAUGUAUUUGCUGAUAAGUUUAUUGUGUACUGUGAAGACAAAUAAAAUUUUCAUAAAAGUUUUAACAAUAUGAUAUCUUGUUUAAAAUGAUAAUAAACGAUCUGACUCGAAGACUGUGUUCCGCAAGUUGUAUUUAAUCGUACUGCAAAUAAAUUGUAAGGCUUAUAAUGGAGCGACCCGUAAAUUAUAGUGAUUUGAGCCGGAGAACCGGAGACAUUUUUCGGCGUUUAAAUAGACUCACAGAUGGUCCAAUGACUCGGAAAAAGCUAGUUAUUUUAGUUCUUGUUUUAGUAUUUUUUAUUUUAUAUCUUGGACCGACAAUAUUGAAUUCAUUAUUUAGCGGCGAAGGUUCCUUAGCGAGCAGCCAGACUGUAUGUCAUCGAAACUUUAUAAAUCCCUUUCAAGAUGCCUUAAGCCAAUAUGACGCUUAUUUAAGAUUAGAAUCGGCAGCUACCUUAUCGUCUCUUAGCCACAACUAUGUGCCUUAUGUUGGGAAUGGACUUAUAGGUAUGGCAUUGGAGCACGAUUCAUAUUUAAACAUAAAACAUGGGCGUACUUUAUCUCUACCGGUAUACUACCAUCCUCUGUACAUCAUCGAUGAUUACGAUAUGAAAGAAUCAACAUUGGUUGAUUAUAAAAAAGGGAUUGUGCAUAGAUUUCAGUGUAGCAAUUCAGGUAUAAAGGUGUCAUAUCAAUAUUAUGCACAUAGAACAAUACCAUCUCUGUUUGUUCAAGAGAUAUUAGUAAGCAACCCAUUGAAUGUUGCUAAAACUCUGCAUAUGACAGUACCAAGGUUAUCUGAUUGGCCUACUUCUGUGAAGCAAACUAUAAAAUUACACCAGGGUGUGGACAGCAAGGAGUAUGAGGUAGUCACUGGAAUGAUUUCUCUACCUGACAGUGACAAUGUGAUAGCAGUUUCUGUAGUAAGUAGGAAACUCAGUAAUAAAGUCCAAGUUGAGGCGAGAGAUGGUCUAGACUUAAUGAUACUAACUACAGUACAGUACAGUCGACCAAUAAAAAAAGCAGAUUAUGCCAAGCAAAAAGAUUUGGUUGAAAAAAAGGCUAUUGCAGAAAUGGAGAAAGUAAUUGCUCUCACAAAUGAUCAGGCAGCUGUACGGACAUUAAGAGAUAACCAUGCUAGAGUCUGGGAAGGCUUGUGGGACACUGGGUUUUAUAUAUCAGACUCGAAAGCCGAAGGCGUCAUAAAUGGAGAUAGAAUAAAUGCAACCAUAUAUGCCAUUAUGUCUCAAGUACGAAGUUUUGAACAUGAAACGCACAUAAAACCAGCAACAAAAUCUGAAUUACUCCGCACCCUUACAUAUUCAGAAGGCUGCUAUGGAGGCUAUUCAACAUUAGAUGCAUUCAAUUUAUGGAAACCAUUGAAUUCUUUACAGAAUUUAAACAAUGUGGCUAGUAUUUGGAUGUUAACAUUGGAAAAACAGGGUUGUCACAAUCUCCUCAGAGCAGGAGCGAGUGGUGUGAACCAAGCGAUGAUUCUUAGUUUCGGAAGUUUAAGAUUCAGUAAUCAACACCUCGAGUACAACAUUCACCCAUCGAAACUUCAUAGAGACUUUUUAUUUCGACGUGUUAAUUAUGGGAACAUGACGCACGUAAACAUCAGCGUUAUCUUGCAAGAGGAUAACAAAGCCGCCAUUUUCGUAGCGUUGGAUCGUUCAGAUAAAACUUACUACGCCUGUGACGCGGGCUGUCUGGACUCCGCUGUUCAACUCGGUCCAUAUAGAAAGUACUUCCCAGUUAAACUGACAGAACCGUUGACAUCUAUUCUGUAUAUCACAGCGGAUAAACAGCAUAUGGAGGAUCUAAAACAUGCGAUACAUGUGCAUGAAGUUGUCGAAGCACCACCUCAUGAAUCCCAUGUUAUAGCUCUACAUAAGCAUGGUCACAGUUUGGGAGGACUGAACCCACUAUUCUGGGUUUCAAUCAUACUCUUAAUAGUCAUGUUCCAUUUAUUCCUAUGCAGAAUAAUUAUGAACGAAUUCUGCGAUAGCAGUACAAAUGUUAGCUAUAAGAGGCUAUAUAAUAAAGCAUAAAUUUGUGUGUUGUCCUAUUGACUGAAUUGCUGGGUGUAUUUAUAUUAAAUAGUUUAGUAACAUGAGCAUGCCUCAUGAAUUAUGUGUAUAUUCAUGCCAAGUUAUACAUACCUUAUUAACCAUUGUUGCCGAAAACUAAUGAUAUUCUCUGAGCUCUCCAAUGUUUUGUAAUUGAUGGGAAAUUAGUUUACCCCCAGGAUAUUGGUUCCUUUUUUGUAGAAGAGAAUUGUUUGAUAUAAAAACACCCAUAUGUAUUAACUUCAGUAUUUUAUGUUAAAUCAUAAUAUGUACUGUUUAUUGAUGUAUAUUUUUAUAUAUCUUGUGUGAUUUUCACAUGCUUUCUCUAUAUGGUCAAUAUAGAUAGAUAGAAUUUGAUUUUUAUAAUUAUAGUUAAAAUAAAUUCGUGUUUAACCACAUGGAUGAGGAAGAAAAAUAAAGUAAUAUAAUUCGCUUAUCAUCACAAAAUACAUUAUUUAUCUAUUUUUCGUUUUAAUUUUAAUCACGAUUUUAAGUAAGUACAUCAAAAUGUGAUUUAGGAAUGCGAGCUUCGAAGUAAUGAAAAUAAAUAAGUGAAUGCUUAAAUAACAAACCUGCGAAUUAUACAAUGUGAGUAUCGCUUAAAAAUAUUCUACUUUUAUGGUAGGUUUUUUAGGAAACAUAUUCACAAAUUUAUGUUAAAUUAAAAAAGAAAUGUUUCAAAAACAAGUUUAAUUUAUGCGCUCAAUUGCAUCUACAAAGAUUGUGCAACGUUUUUUGUUUUUACAAAACCUAUUAAUUUUUAACUUUUUUGUUUACAUAACCCAUUAAUUUGAAUUUCAUCAUUUUCGAUCCAAUUGAGUUUAUAAAUUGAUACUAGUCCCCUCCCCCUCCCCCUCCCAAGCUCAAGAUAAAGAAACUGAACUGUGACACAAAUACUGAGUGUAAUAACAAUUAGCCAAAUAGCUGGAUAAAAUAAUAAUUAAUAUAAUCACAAUUCCAAAUUGUAAAUAUAUACCGUUCAUGAUUAAUUACUAUAUAAAUUAUUAGAAAUACUUAAUGUUGUAUAUA
Messenger RNA from Zerene cesonia (dogface butterfly), 3100 nucleotides. RefSeq lists its product as uncharacterized. Lineage: Eukaryota; Metazoa; Arthropoda; Insecta; Lepidoptera; Pieridae. The transcript has a single exon. The record is from RefSeq and is a predicted model, not a curated record. The coding region runs from base 170 to 2053 and encodes 627 amino acids.